AUGACCUUCUGGACCUGUAGUUUUCGCCAGUUUGUCUUACAGGCUAGACACGUCAUAAUCUGCUGUGCACUCGUUAGAUGUAAGCACUUGAUCUCUUAUCCUGGUUUCUACCGGCCAUGGAGAAGUUCAAGAUUUAUUUCUUUUGCUCUGGCGUAUCCUGCCACUUAUCUCGAUGUCAGCACAAUUAGUUUUAGCCUUAGUGGCACAAAAAAUGCUGAUGUGUUUGAAUAUAUUAUGUCUAUGAACAAUAAAUCACUUCAAAGCAUCCUUAAAGACAAUAAGGAAGUUCACAAAUGUAGACAUCCAUUGGGAUGGACACCAUUAAUGCUCGCAGUCGUAAUUAGGAAUUAUGAUGCUGUUACUGAACUGCUAAAAGCAGGUGCAAAUCCCAAUGAGGUUGACCAUUUUUCGGGUGUUGUUAGGACUGCACGUGAUCUGGGAAUGAUGUCUUCCGAAGUUGAGUGGAUGCGUAUGACACAGUUCAGCGACUUUUUAAAUCCUUCGGCGGAUUUCCGUGGCUGUUCUGCACUUCACUAUGCUGUGUUAAUGAAUGACAUAAAACUUGUUCAUUUAUUAUUGGAAAAAGGUGCUGACCCGACUUUAGUAAAUGAACGUGGUCAUCGUCCUUUCAUGUAUGCGAAAGAUCCUUCAAUCAAACAGUUGUUAAGUCAAGCAGAAUCAAAGAAAGCGAAAGAAGUGGCUGCUAAAGAACGAGAGGAGAGGCGUCUUCAGCCACUAGAGAGUCGCUUGCAUAAAGUUAUUGUUGGUCAAGAAGCUGCUAUUCGCACUGUUAGUGCAGCUAUUCGACGCAAAGAAAACGGCUGGUAUGAUGAAGACCACCCACUUGUGUUCCUUUUUCUUGGCUCGUCUGGCAUAGGUAAAACAGAGUUGGCUAAACAAGUUGCUGCAUAUCUACACAAAGAUGUCAAAAAAGGAUUUAUACGUAUUGAUAUGUCUGAAUAUCAGGAAAAGCAUGAAGUUUCCAAAUUCAUUGGUUCUCCUCCUGGUUAUGUUGGUCAUGAAGAAGGCGGUCAACUGACACGAGCCCUAGCUGCCUGUCCUAAUGCAGUAGUUCUAUUUGAUGAAACAGAGAAAGCUCAUCCUGAUGUUUUAACAGCUCUUCUACAGUUAUUUGAUGAAGGGCGUCUAACUGAUGGCCGUGGUUCGACAAUUAACUGUAAAGAUGCUAUAUUCAUUAUGACGUCAAAUGUCGGAAGUCAAGUUAUAGCUGAACAUGCACAAGCUUUACGUCAUAGUUCUGGGAAUGAUGAAGCUGAUAUUGAAAUUUCUCGAGAUUUUAAAGAAAAAGUUAUGCGUCCAAUUUUAAGAAGACAUUUUCUUCGUGAUGAAUUCCUUGGUCGUAUUAAUGAGAUGGUUUAUUUUCUACCGUUUUCAACAUCUGAACUUACAGAAUUAGUCAAUCGUAGUUUAAAAAGCUGGAGUGAAAAGGCACUGAAAAGACACUCACUGACAAUAACAUGGAGUCGUGAAGUUGUUGAUCUAAUUGUAGAUGGAUAUGACGUUUAUUAUGGAGCACGUUCAAUCAAUUAUGAAAUUGAACGUAGGAUAAUUAGUCUUUUGGCUUUAGCUGAUGAACAAGGUCAUCUACAUCCUGGUUGUCAUGUCAAUAUCAGUGUUAGUCACAAAAGUGUUAAAGAUGAAGCUUGGUCAUUGAAAAAGUCAAAUAAUAAUGAGGAUAAUACUGAACCAACUCAAUCAUCUCCACCACGCAUAGUACUAAAUGUUACAGAUGCAAAAGGUAAACUAAAACAAGUACUUGAUUUAACACAAACUACUCUGUCUUGGGCAUAG
This is a messenger RNA of Trichobilharzia regenti, 1812 nucleotides long. Lineage: Eukaryota; Metazoa; Platyhelminthes; Trematoda; Strigeidida; Schistosomatidae. The record is from the annotation of a GenBank genome assembly.